This is a messenger RNA of Suillus discolor, 3345 nucleotides long. RefSeq lists its product as uncharacterized. The transcript has 19 exons. The coding region runs from base 1 to 3345 and encodes 1114 amino acids. NCBI's taxonomy places the organism in Eukaryota, Fungi, Basidiomycota, Agaricomycetes, Boletales, Suillaceae. The record is from RefSeq and is a predicted model, not a curated record.
AUGGGCUUCACACAAAUUUCCACUCGCUCCUAUGUGAUUGGCGACCUAACUGCAGACUCUCGACCUCAAAUACUUCAAGAGCGUUUGAAACGCAAAUCAGACUUGGAGACACCGGAUGACUCCCUCCCUCCCAGUUUCAAGCGGCGUACCCGCGCCCGAUCCUAUGCGAUUUCUGACCUCGCAGCCCAGCCAAUAUCUGCAGUGUACUACCACAGCACAGACCGUGCCUCUUUGCAACUGCCUGUGGCAGACCUGAGGACAGUCACACAAGUCUGCCGCCUGUCAAGGGAUGUCGCUGCAUCCCUAUAUUUUCAUUCCAUGGGCCUCCACAUUGAGCAGAUGUGGCUGCGAGUCAAUGCCCAAGGCUGCCUAGCCCUUCCGUUGUAUGCUCACAUGACUUUCUUCUGCAUUCCUCGGGUUCUCCGAUGUGAUUUCCUUGGUAUCGGUGACCAUAACUUGACAGCCCUCAAGGUUUUCUUGGAGGCGUUGAGAGGUACCUUGAGCGGCAUCCAGUGGGCCACACUGCUAACAAAUGUCCACCUUCCGCUACUUCAUAUGUUCAGCAUCGACGUUGAGUGUCCCCCUGCUGCUCUAGGUGAUUUUCUGGCAUGGCAUCUGAAUAUUGGUCAAGUCUGGAUUAUGCCAGGACAUACUCCUUCCCUCAUUACCAAUGACUCCUCACAUCAGCGGCAUUUUGAGGAAGAUUCGACCCCGUUCAAUCCUAAUUACCUGUCUGUCAUUCUGGGCAUUACUCAACACUCUAUCGGCAUCCAGGAGUCACAGUUGAGCUUUUAUGGCACUGCUCAUUCUGCUGAGCACUUUGAGGUCCUGGAUAAUGAAUGCCGCAUGGUGCCUGCAAAGAAUCUAGCGAUUUCUACGCAUUGCAGAGAUGAUAUCUUUAAGAUAAAGCUAGAUUACGAUCUCAGAAUGAAAUUAUCAUUGAUGUUAAAACGAGCUUCAAUGUCUGGAAUCGAUUUGGACAAGCUCAGAAAACGAACCAAGAUGUAUCUCGACCUCAAUGCUGAAUCUAGCGAUGAGCACGAUGAUAUGCACGAUGAUCAGGAUGAUAUGGAAGACGAGUCGUUCCUAAUAUCUGAUCAUGAUGACGAUGAUCUCGUGUUACCGACACCAUUGCAGGACGAGGCAGCAUGGAACAUUUUUGAGGAGUAUCUCACCACUGACAUGACCUUCCCUCAAAUGGAGGCGAAGCUUACAUCGCACCUGGGCGAUUGCCUUAGAAAAUCUUCACACCGUCAAGGCUCAGCACAUGUCAUUGCUCGCAAGAGUUACGGUGCCCUCGACUAUCCGUACGACCGUUUGGGGGUAGAGUUUAGUGAUGACCCAAAGUCAUACGCUCAUUGGGAAUCUGUGUUGGAUGACAUCACAGAAGCCGACUCUCUCGACGAAAAACGCGAAAGCGCCGGGGUGGUGCCAACGUCUGCCCUCCCAACAUGGCUGAUCACUGUUCCCUCAAUUCCUGGCUGGUAUCGUCCCACCUGUGGGCAUUAUUGGUCCGACGUGGGAUAUGGACAUUCAUAUGAUCCCGAAUCCAAUACCAUCACACUCCUAGUUCCCUCAAGGUCGCUCCACGUCCCGAAGAGCGAUAUUAGGCAGGACCCUUGUAUGCCAUGCCUAUUCAACUCCCCCGGCGGCGAGAUCAUCUAUAAGGAUGGCGGACACACUUACAUCCAUGGUCUUCUGUCGUUGAAACUCACCAGGACCGCAGUUGUUGAGAUUGCCAUUCCCACCCCACAGGACAUCCUGAUUCACAAGGAGUCGGGCUGCAAUCCUGCAUUGGUGCAAUCCACUUGGCAUGCAUAUGCUGCACAGCACUGGAUGCAAGAUGACUUAGUACGAAUUACAGCGGGGGAGCUGCGUAAUUGCCUGGGGAAGAUUAUCUGUGUCGACAUGGCAACUCAUUCAGCAUCGAUUUACAUGGAGGAAUCGCUUCAUGUAGGAAAGGUCUCUUCGACACCGCUCAUGUUCCCCAUCGCCAAUCUGGAGAGGAAAUUCCAUGUGGGAGACAAUGUUCGUGUGCUCACAGAUAGCAUAGAGGCCUUGAACCUCAAAGAAAAAACUGGAAUUGUUGUUGAAGUCGGCAUUGAAGAUAACUCCGUUGUGUUCACUGUCAGAACUUAUUGCUUGGCAACGUACAUUAAUGAAUCCAGCAAUUUGAGCCCGGGUGACGCAUCAGUUUAUCAUCAUGACAAUCCUAUGAAAGGCGAUUAUGUCAUUGUAGUCGACGGAGUCUAUCAUCUUCAAUUCGGGGAGAUAACCGAGGUUGAUCUAGUGACGCAGUCACUCGCGUUCCUCUCGAGCGAGCUGGGGAUGCUGUUGGUUCCGAUAAGGGAAACAGCAUUUAAUCCCAAUCCAACAGCUCUUCGAUAUACUAAUGAGCGCGGAUAUGAUGUUGUAGCUGGAGAUACUGUUCGAGUCGUUAGAGGUGAACGACUCCACCUAUCAGGCACAGUACUGCACGUGAAUUUUGAAAAAAAAGACAUUAACCAUCCAAGUCACGCCUUACACAAAGUUCACUACAUCCAUCACUGGCGGUUCUUCAAUGUUCAAGAAGGGUUUUCCAUUGAGAACAUGUUGUCAGGAAUUCUCCUUAGCGGUGUUCGUUUGCCUCUGAAUCUGCACAUCAAUUUCAACAAUUUAGUUCGAGCAUCAUUUAUUCGAGCCCCACAUGUCGAGCCCCCUCGAACUCCCCGUCCCUCACAUCCCCCUGUUGUUUCGUGCUCUGAUCAGCCUGCUGAUCCUGUCAUCGGAUCAUCCUGGGAUGCACCCGCUGAGUCAGUCUUGCAUCACUUGAGCACCCCUCCAGACUGUUGGACCAUCGAUGAAGAGGACUUGACAGAACCUCGAACGAUUCCUCCCAGUGGGGGUUUAUCAACAAGUCCUGGUAUGAUCACAGCAGCCAGCCUUGCCGCAGCCUUACACGAUCCCCGCAUCGUUAAGUUGUUCUUUGAUUGGCAUAUGAAGUUCAGGAUAGUAAAGACACACACUGCUGUGUGGUACUCGUCGUACCUUGAUCACCUCAUUGACACGCUCGUCCCGAAUCCGUUUGUACCUCCUCAAGGACCGGUCAAAGAGGGAGAAAUUGCCGUCAGGUAUUCCUCCCGAACAAGUAACAAGGGGAUGAAAGUGGACACAAUUCCUGUUGAAGUUCUUGUUCCAGAACCACCAAUGGGACCAAACAAGACAUUCACUUUGAUACGAGGCGAUCAUGCUGGGACUAUUUUUACAAUGAGGUCUGCUCCGAAAAAAUCAACGGAGAUAAUCACGACGGAAGGGAAGAGAUUCACUCGUGCUGAUACAUGUAUAGUCAUCAAAAGGGAUGUAUAG